Brassica napus (rape) is the source of this 1827-nucleotide messenger RNA. Its product is annotated as solute carrier family 35 member F1-like. Gene Ontology annotation, molecular function: transmembrane transporter activity. NCBI's taxonomy places the organism in Eukaryota, Viridiplantae, Streptophyta, Magnoliopsida, Brassicales, Brassicaceae. Gene Ontology annotation, biological process: transmembrane transport. The record is from RefSeq and is a predicted model, not a curated record. The transcript has 11 exons. Gene Ontology annotation, cellular component: membrane. The coding region runs from base 797 to 1810 and encodes 337 amino acids.
UAAUAAAAAGUUCAUAUAAAAUUUGAAAGAUCUAGUUUAACAUAAUGUGGAAUGGAGUAUUAUUCGUAGUAGACCCGUCUCACUGUUUUGAUGGACCCUGUGCAUAUUUUAUCUGAAUAACAAAAAAAUUGUCUGAAAAAUGGUCUUAGAUUAUUUUAAAAAGGCUCUAAAUUACACCUAAAAUUGUCUAAAUUUGUUUUGGGUCCUGUGCAAAAACUCCUUCUGCACACCCAUAGAGACGGCUGAUUCAUAGAUCACUUGAUCCUCAAAUAAUCACAAUUUUAUUAAGAUUAAUUUUAAAAUAUUAUGAUAUUCUAAAUUUCAAAUAAGAACAGAUCUCUUAUUCCAUCACAAGCUUCAUGAACCAAAACAGUUGAAAGCUAAAACAACAUAAGGAAAAAACUAUAGUACUUUCGCAAAAAAAAAAAACUAUAAUAUUUAUCUCAUGCAAUAAAAGUUGCCGAUAAGAAAGUCAAAAUAAAAUCAUCCUAGGAUAUUUUUAAUAGUAGUCCAUGAUGACAUAAUACAUAUAUGAGAUAUGAAGUUUCAUAUCAUUAGUUCCUUUUGUCACAACGUGAUUUUGAUUAAUUUAUGUAGAGUAUUACUAUAUAUAUCAACUAUCUGAAUUCAAUAUCAUUAAACUAGUAGCCAAUGAUUCUUGUAGAAUAGAAAAGGACUUGCCUCCAGUCUCCUCUCUGGAUCUGAUCCACUGUAUUGUCUUUGUAUUUUACAUUCACCAUAGCUUUCAAUUUUUUGGCUUCACUGGAUUGUUUGAAGGAAGGAAACAAAAACAGUAAUGGUGUUUUUCAGCUUUAAUGAGAUCAAGAAGAAGAAGGAGACUCUCAUAGGACUUGUCUUGGGACAGAUCCUCUCCCUUCUCUCUACUUCAAUUGGCUUUACAACCUCUGAGCUCGUCAGAAAAGGUAUCAAUGCUCCAACAUCACAGUCGUUCCUAGGUUAUGUGUUACUGGCAAUUGUAUAUGGAAGUAUAAUGCUAUAUCGAAGAUCUGUAAUUAAGGCCAAAUGGUAUUACUAUUUCCUGCUUGCUCUAGUUGAUGUCGAAGGCAACUUUCUUGUGGUAAAGGCAUUUCAGAACACAUCAAUGACAAGUGUCAUGUUACUGGACUGCUGGGCGAUCCCGUGCGUUUUGGUGUUGACUUGGGUUUUUCUAAAGACAAGAUACAGUUUGAUGAAGAUCAGUGGUGUGGUUGUAUGUAUUCUUGGUGUUGUCAUGGUCGUUUUCUCAGACGUCCAUGCAGGGGAUCGAUCUGGAGGAAAAAAUCCUGUAAAAGGGGAUUUUCUUGUGAUAGCUGCAGCAACCUUGUAUUCUUUCAGUAAUACCAGUGAGGAGUUCUUUGUGAAGAAUGCAGACAGAGUUGAACUCAUGUCCUUUGUGGGCCUUUUCGGUGCAAUCAUUGGUGCAAUUCAGAUAAGCAUAUUUGAACGUGAUGAGCUCAAUGCUAUUCACUGGUCAACUGAGGCAGUGUUGCCUUAUAUUGGAAUUGCAAUCGGUGUGUUUCUUUUCUACACCAUACUCACAGUUUUACUCAAGACCAAUGGUACAGCAAUGUUCACUCUCUCACUACUCACAUCAGACAUGUGGGCGGUUCUGAUCCGCAUUUUCGCUUACCAUGAGAAGGUUGAUUGGCUCUAUUAUUUGGCAUUUGCUACUACAGCUAUUGGACUGAUCAUAUACUCAAUGAAAGAGAAUGAUCAGGAGAAGCAAAGUGGGGGAGAACAACAGAUAAAGCUGUUGGAUGAGGAAGAUGGUGAUUCACUUCGAGCCAGGCUUACAGGUGCUUCCACCUGAACACAAAGCCUGAGGUU